UCACCUCACCAGGGCGCGAGAAUCUUGGAAACAGCCACCAGGGUGGGCGGGGUAAGGGCUGGUGCUCCACCAAUCACCGAGCCAGUCCCUGGAAGCGUUGAGCCGUGGCCAAUCGGAACGCAGCGGUCUUCCUCCUAGCCUGGCGCGCGAUAAUUUGAAGACGCUCACGGAGCAGCUGGCUGGGCUGAGGAGAGCUUGCUGGGUUCUGAGGCGAGCUUGCUGGGUUCUGAGGCGAGCUUGCUGGGUUCUGAGGCGCAGGAAUUCAAUAAAGAAAAUGGCAGCUCUUACUCCAAGGAAGAGGAAACAGGAUUCUUUGAACUGUGACAGCCAUUUACACUUCACUGAAAAUCUGUUUCCAUCACCUAAUAAAAAGCACUGUUUUGAUCAAAACAGUGAUAAAAAUGAAGAAAACCUGCAUUGCUCUCAACAAGGGCAUUUUGUUUUAAGUGCACUCAAAACAACUGAAAUAAAUAGACUGCCAUCAGCAAAUCAAGGCUCACAAUUUAAAUCUUCUGUGUCCACUUUAUCUUUUUACAACCAAAAUAAGUGGUACCUCAAUCCACUGGAGAGAAAGCUGAUAAAAGAGAGUAGAUCUACUUGUCUAAAAACUAAUGAUGAAGAUACAUCUUUUCCCAUUGUGACAGAAAAAAUGCAGGUAAAACCAGUCUGUUCCAAGAAGAACAGCAAAAAACCACAGAAGAGUUUAACUGCUAAGUAUCAACCAAGGUAUAGACACGUCAAGCCUGUAUCAAGGAAUUCUAGAAAUCCCAAGCAAAAUCGAGUAAUCUACAAGCCAAUUAUGGAGAAAGAAAAUAAUUGUCAUUCAGCUGAAAAUAGUCCCAGUGCUCCUCGGAUUCUAAGCCAAAAAAUAAAACCACAAGUUACGCUCCAGGGUGGAGCAGCAUUUUUUGUUAGUAGAAAAAAAUCCUCUCUUAGAAAAUGGUCCCUGGAAAAUGAGCUGUCACGGGGACUCACCCAGAAUAAUAAAUCAGAAGUGGUCGAAGAUUCUGAUGUAAAGACUGUCAGUGAAAAAAAAGCUUUUGAGACAAGGCAAGUGCCAAAGUGCUUGAUCCUAGAAGAGAAAUUGAACAUUGGACUAAGUGCAAGCAGUAAAAAUCAAGAGGAAUUAAUAAAGGAUUCAUCAGAUGACAGAGUUUCGUCAAAGGAACAUAAAGUUGAUAAAAAUGAGAAUUUUCCUUCAGAGGAUUCUCUUGGUGAGAAUAAGACAAUUUCUCCUAAGUCCACUGUCUAUCCAAUCUUCAGUGCAUCUUCAGUCAAUUCAAAAAGAUCUUUAGGUGAAGAACAGCUUUCUGUGGGAUCUAUCAACUUCUUGAAACAGACCAAUAUCCAGAAAAAUGCUAAUACCAGAGAUACAAGUAAAAAAACAAAAGACCAGCUCAUCAUUGAUGCUGGUCAGAAACAUUUUGGGGCUACUAUGUGCAAGUCUUGUGGUAUGAUAUAUACUGCUUCCAACCCUGAAGAUGAAAUGCAACAUGUACAGCAUCACCACAGGUUUCUGGAAGGAAUCAAAUAUGUGGGUUGGAAGAAAGAACGUGUAGUAGCAGAGUUUUGGGAUGGGAAAAUUGUGUUGGUUCUGCCACAUGAUCCAAGCUUCGCUAUCAAAAAGGUAGAAGAUGUCCAAGAACUUGUUGAUAAUGAAUUGGGCUUCCAGCAAGUUGUUCCUAAAUGUCCAAACAAAAUAAAAACUUUUCUUUUUAUAUCUGAUGAAAAGAAAGUAGUUGGGUGUUUAAUUGCAGAACCCAUCAAACAGGCCUUUCGUGUCCUGUCUGAACCAGCUGGUCCGGGAUCCCCAACCUCUACAGAAUGUUCUAGGGCUUGGCAAUGUUCAGAUGUACCAGAACCUGCAAUCUGUGGGAUAAGUAGAAUCUGGGUUUUCAGACUGAAGAGAAGAAAGCGCAUUGCAAGACGACUGGUUGAUACCCUCAGGAAUUGCUUCAUGUUUGGCUGUUUUCUCAGCACUGAUGAAAUAGCAUUUUCUGACCCAACACCAGAUGGCAAGUUAUUUGCAACCAAGUACUGCAACACUCCUAAUUUCCUUGUAUAUAAUUUUAAUAGUUAAAGUUGAUUUCAGUUAUAAAGGAGUUACUAUCUGGAUAAGUUAAGAGAGCUCCUUAUUAUAAAAUAGAGACUAUUUAAUAAAUAUCAAAAUAAAACCAACACUCUCACUCAUACACACACACACGUCACAGUUUUGUUCCUUAUGAGUUGAAAAGUCAGGAAUAAAUUUGUUGAAAAUUAUCUGGGGAUUCAAAGAAAAGAAAAAUCUUUGAGUGAUUCACUGAUUAGCACUCUGAAUUUUUAAUUAUGAAACUUUGUAACUAUAACUGGAAAAUUACCUGACUCUUAUGUAAGAGUAUUGACAAAGUGGGUUUUCUCUAGAAAUGUGACCUGGUCUUUUAUAAAGCACACUCUUGGACCAGGAUUAUCUAAUGCCACAUCAGAAGCAAAAAGGCAAAUUUAAACUUGGGCAAGUAAUUUCUAUGCCCAAUUUGUAAAGGGAAUUCCUGAAUUUUUUUUUUUUUUUAAAUUGAGGCAUGGGUCUCACUACGUUGCCCAGGCUUCUGUGGAACUUUUGGGCUCAAGCGAUCCUCCCAAAGUGCUGGGAUUACAAUCAUAGCCACUGUGCCCCGCCUAAUUCCUGACUUCUCUAUACAAAGUCUUCACUUGAUAGGCACUCAUCUGUUGUAACUCAGUUUGAAUAUCUUUAGAAAAUGUUUAGAAUUUCUUACUUGUAACAAGAUGGUAAGGAAUAAGAUUAUCCCAUAUGCAUUUCUGUAGAGCAGAAUUCUAUAGCUUAAUGUUUAAUCUUUUUGAAAAUAAAAUUAAAUGUUUACCUGUCAUCAGAUUUAAUUAAAAUUAUACUUGGUAAUUGCACUAUUAUCAUUUAGUUAAUUUUUGUUGUAUGGAAAUAUUGGUAGUACUACUUUAGGAACCUGUUACAAUUGAUGUCAUUAACAAAAUGCCUAGUUGGAUUAGAUGUUUCAUUUUCUAAUUUUUUGCUUGUUUAAAAUGCACCUUACUUGUUCUGAGAUACCUGGCAAAAGUCUUUACAAAAUGUAUGGUAAUAGAACCAAGGUUAGUAAAUAUACAUAGGCUGGUGGAUCAGAGACCAUGGAACUGUGUAAAUACACUUAAAUGUUCACACAUUUUUCUAGUGUAAUUCCUGGAUACUUUAAAAAGCAAAACAUUGUUCAAAUUAUUUUGAUUCUAAAAGAUCAUUCAACUGCUAACUGGCAGUAAGAUUAUAGGCAAGUCGUUUUCCAGAUUGUAAUUAUAUGUAGAAACUAUUCAUCUGCAUUCACUUUAUUUGCCUGUGAGUUAACAUGUUUCCAAAAUGUAAAAGCCUGGGUUCCCAAAAGAAUGUGGAAGUAUUAAAAUGUAUGUAAUUAUGCAAACAUUUUAAUGCUAUUUUCUGCACUUGUUUCUUUUAAUUAUUUUAUUUAAAAUUUUUAAUUAACAUUGUUUAAUGCUUUUGUGAUGAAUCAAUUAAAAUUCUUUAAUAUUU
This is a messenger RNA of Piliocolobus tephrosceles (Ugandan red Colobus), 3526 nucleotides long. It is a transcript of the gene ESCO2, whose product is annotated as establishment of sister chromatid cohesion N-acetyltransferase 2. Gene Ontology annotation, biological process: mitotic sister chromatid cohesion. The transcript is spliced from 11 exons. The record is from RefSeq and is a predicted model, not a curated record. Gene Ontology annotation, molecular function: protein-lysine-acetyltransferase activity. Gene Ontology annotation, cellular component: chromatin; nucleus. The coding region runs from base 275 to 2080 and encodes 601 amino acids. Lineage: Eukaryota; Metazoa; Chordata; Mammalia; Primates; Cercopithecidae.